This is a messenger RNA of Humulus lupulus (European hop), 771 nucleotides long. RefSeq names its product alpha,alpha-trehalose-phosphate synthase [UDP-forming] 1-like. The record is from RefSeq and is a predicted model, not a curated record. The transcript has 3 exons. Gene Ontology annotation, biological process: trehalose biosynthetic process. Gene Ontology annotation, cellular component: cytosol. NCBI's taxonomy places the organism in Eukaryota, Viridiplantae, Streptophyta, Magnoliopsida, Rosales, Cannabaceae. Gene Ontology annotation, molecular function: catalytic activity. Bases 274 to 639 code for a protein of 121 amino acids.
UGCCUAGUUUGUAGUGAUUCCUAUGGUAACUCAAUCAUGUAAUGCAUUAAUAUGGUGAAACAACAGAAGGCAAUUGUGCCUUCAAUUAAUUAAUUUUGUUUACCAUGAGUAACUCAAUUGCUAUUUCUUUUUUCGGUGCAAAUUUUAUAUAUAUAUGUAUAUAUAAAAAUAAAUAUAGAUAUUUUUCAUUUCUGUUUAUAUGCAUGUAAUUUUGUUUAUUUGUUUGUUUUUCCUUGUUUAGAUGUUGCACUUGUUACUUCUCUUAGAGAUGGAAUGAAUCUUGUGAGUUAUGAGUUUGUUGCUUGCCAAGCAUCCAAGAAAGGAGUCCUCAUUCUGAGUGAGUUUGCAGGUGCAGCACAAUCGCUCGGUGCUGGUGCCAUUUUAGUAAAUCCAUGGAAUAUCACAGAAGUUGCUGCUUCCAUUGCUUAUGCUUUGAAUAUGCCAGCUGAUGAAAGAGAAAAGAGACACCAGCAUAAUUUCAUGCAUGUAACAACUCAUACAUCUCAAGAAUGGGCUGCAACCUUUGUUAGUGAACUUAAUGAUACUAUUGUGGAAUCUCAACUGAGGACUAAGCAAGUUCCACCUCUACUUCCUAUGAAAGAAGUCGUUGAUCACUAUUUGGAAUCCAAUAAUAGAUGAUUCUUAGUUUAUUUACAUUAAUUUACUAAGGAAUGAACUUUAUGAAGUUUUUUUUUUAUUUUGGUAGGGGUAACCUUAAAAUGAUAAUUUUAUGACUUAAUUUAGUAUUGAACAUUAUAAAGAAUUUUAGCA